CUACUCUCCAUUGCAUUUUUUUUUUUUAAUUUUUGAUAUAAUCUCUCUUCAACCGACUCGUUUGCGCUACAACUGCCAUAAACAUACAAUCUGCCAUUCUCAUCGCGGAACGGAGUCCAUCCAAUUGUCGAAGGUGGGCUGAUCUGCGCCGGAGUCUCUGUGGGGUGUGAUGGGUCCCAAGAAAGAGAAGAGCAGUUUGAAGCGGAAUCGGCAUAGCACCGGUGAGGACCAGGAGAUCAAGAAACCGCGAAGAUCGCAGAGGAUUUCUUCGCAGUCUCAAAAUGAUCCCCUGCACACGCCUCUCAAAAACCAGUAUCUGCCUUCUCCUCUAACGAACCAUGAGUCCACUGCUACCGAGACAUUCAAAGAACACACGGCGACCCCUCCAGAAGGCCGCCCAAGCCAGAUUCGUCAUGUCACGCCUGUAGCCUCGCCGCCACUUCUCCCCCAAUCCUCACCUCCUCAAGACACUCAGCCUUUAUCCCAGUUCGUCUACCCUCCUCGAGACAUUGAGCCUGACUUGAACGAUGAGGACGGGACGUGGGGCUAUCUGUUUCCCAUGACCGAGAAUGGUCAUAGGCUGCAGAUGAAACGACGAGCAUUUUGUCCCGCUCCCGCUAAGCCGCUCGAGGUCUCGAGGCAUACUGUUAAGAGCAAAAAGCGAGGCAAGAGGGAACUGGUUGAAGCCGAGGUAGAAUAUGAGCAUGAGAAAACGGGCAAAGGGUUUCCAGCGAGCGGAUACCUGAUCGGGAGACAUCCAGAAUGUGACAUGAUCCUUGACAUUCCAACAGUCUCGAACCGCCACUGCCUCAUCUUCAACGAAACAAGAAACGGCGAUGCGGUCGCUAUUCUCGAGGACUUGUCCAGCAAUGGAACCUUUGUCAACGAGGCCUUUUUGGGCCGGAACAAGAGGAGGCAACUGGAAGACGGCGACGAGAUUACAAUCUUGGAUGAGGCUCGAUUUGUCUUUCGCUACCCAAGAAGCCGAGACUCGAGUGCCUUCAAUUCGCGUUACCGGAUCCUCCAACAGUUGGGGAAGGGCCAUUUUGCCACUGUGUACCUCUGUGUGGAAAGAUCAACAGGUUUCAAGUUCGCCGUCAAGAAGUUCGAACGUCGCAUGGGAGAGUCUCAGCGGUCGCAGACGGAAGGGCUAGAACAGGAAAUUGCUGUGUUGAUGAGUGUCAGCCAUCCCAAUGUCCUUUGCUUGAAAGAGACAUUCGAUGAGCCGGACGGGGUUUACCUGGUCCUGGAGCUUGCUGCUGAAGGCGAAUUGUUCAACUUGAUUGUGACGAAACAGAAGUUGACAGAGGCCGAGACCAGGAAGAUCUUCAUCCAGUUGUUCCAGGGGACUAAGUAUCUGCACGAACGGAACAUUGUUCACCGCGACAUUAAACCGGAGAACAUCUUACUGACCGACAAGAAUCUGUCGGUCAAGCUGGCAGAUUUUGGCCUGGCUAAGAUCAUUGGCGAGGAGUCCUUCACAACUACGUUAUGCGGUACGCCAAGUUAUGUUGCACCUGAAAUACUGGAGAAUACACGCCAUCGAAAAUAUACCAAAGCAGUUGAUGUCUGGUCUCUCGGCGUGGUCCUGUACAUCUGUCUCUGCGGGUUUCCUCCAUUUUCCGACGAGCUCUACUCACGAGAGAAUCCAUACACCCUAGCCCAACAGAUCAAAAUGGGGCGGUUUGACUAUCCAUCACCGUAUUGGGACUCUAUCGGCGACCCUGCGCUGGAUCUCAUCGACCGCAUGCUCACAGUGGACGUGGAGAAGCGAAUCACCAUCGACCAAUGCCUCGAACAUCCCUGGACAAGGAACCUGGGCUACAUCAACCCUGCUGAUUCACUGGACGGCCUCACCGGGCAAAUGAGUGCGUUUGACUUCUCCAAACGAAAAGUCCAACGGGAACGCACGUUGCUAGCCAACAUCAACGAUGUCAAAGUGAGCAAAGUAGUAGACCUCAAUGGUGGCCAGCAGAUCCAAGGCCAGCCAACCCACAUUCCUGGUUCACCAGCACAUGUGAAGGUGUGGGAUAAGAACCCCAGUGGGAAGAAUAUUAGGAUGAGCCCUCCGAAAGACAACAAGGGGAAGAAACAAAAGGAUGACGGUGGAGCUGCCGACAAGAGUGAAGUUGACGGCAAGAAGGAGGAACAUCCCGCGGCGAACAGGCAGCAGGAGGAAUUCAUGCAGAUGGGCGGCAAAGGCGACAUGCGUUUGUUUGGGGAUGACGCCUCUUCGAGGUAUUUGCCGGAAGAGGUGCCCGAGGACAAGAAAAAAUGAACAUGGAGGGCCGGGAUUGACAUGCGUUACGACGUUGGUCAGCCGAUGUUGAUUGGGAUAUGUGGAUCGCAAUGACGCUGUUUUAUGCAUCGCUUGGGGUUGGCUUGGAUGAUAUCCGACUUGAUUGUGUGAUUUUUGUUUUCAGACCCAAGUCUGAACUUUGCUGGGAAAAGCACCGGCAAAGGACCCACGGAAUGACUGCACGAGAGGACACGAGCUUGAACACGAGGCGAAACGACACACGGACGGAAUCAAGUACACGACGCUGCAUAUAUUGGAAACCUGGUUUUCUAUUGUCCUUGGUACGAGGUGCUGCAGACAUGGCCCAAGAGGGGCAGCGGGUCACUGUGCAUAAUUGUCCAUGUACAUGUCUGUACAUGUUUGCGGCCUGAGGGGGUUUGGGGGUUUAUUCGAAUAUCGUCACGGCGGCUUAUCGUGAAUGGAUGGCGUGUGAAGUUGAACGUGCAUGGGCAGGCGGCAGGCCAUACAUCAGUCUUGGGGUUUCUCAUAUCAUAUCAUGCCGCGCGCACGCCCGGCGUCUUCCAAAAGUCGGAAAAAGUCUUGUUUCAUUCCUUGGAUCGGGGUAUACAUAGGAUACUGGGUGUUAUGGUUGGGUGUCAGGGAUCGGGCUUUGGGGGAGAGGAGGGCCGGACGACGGGAGAAUCCCUGGCUGUGUAGCUGGGUAGCUAGCCACCGGGCAUGCAGUGUAAUAGGACUGUGUAUUGGUAUGGGCAUCCUCAAAAGGUGUGUCGAGAGUCGAGGGUCGAGUUCUCACCCAGCCCAGUCUUAUGCUUCUGCUUCUGCUUCUGCUCCUUCGCAUCAUCGGACGUU
Messenger RNA from Cladophialophora immunda, 3109 nucleotides. RefSeq lists its product as uncharacterized. NCBI's taxonomy places the organism in Eukaryota, Fungi, Ascomycota, Eurotiomycetes, Chaetothyriales, Herpotrichiellaceae. Gene Ontology annotation, molecular function: ATP binding; protein binding; protein serine/threonine kinase activity. The record is from RefSeq and is a predicted model, not a curated record. The transcript has 3 exons. The coding region runs from base 170 to 2278 and encodes 702 amino acids. Gene Ontology annotation, cellular component: nucleus. Gene Ontology annotation, biological process: protein phosphorylation; mitotic DNA damage checkpoint signaling.